CUGAGUUUUGCCACACAUGGAGAACAAAAAGAUUCAAAGUGGAAUAUUCCUUUUUGCAAUAACAGUUUUGUCGAGUUUGUACCUCAUAUCGAGUAGCCUACCUUAUAGAAAGACCAAUUUUUUCCAGGUUGCCAUUCAAUGAUAAAUGACUCUUGUCAAUAUUUUAGACAAUUGGAUAUCUACCAUUUCCAAAGCGGCCUCACGCACGAGCCCAUGUCAUAGGCCUACAUACAACACAAUUAGAGGUCUAUAGCUAAAGCACUAGGCUAUUUCAAAAUAUCAACCUCUAUGUAUGAUGUACAUCAUGCCGUCGAUACUAAAAUCCCAUAAUUACCGUUCAUCGAUGUAAUAAUUUUGUGAAGCCAACGCACAUAACUGAUAUAUUACACAAUUUGGCACUGAUAUUGAAGUAUUAGGUGAGAGAGUAUUGUGGUUAGGUAAAUAAAUACCUAACUCUACAUUUCUAAGAUGUGAUUGUAUCUCCUUACAUCUCCAUAAUAGUACUUUGUGGAUACAUAUCCUCUGACGUAGCCAGAUCAAUGCUCUACUCACGGUUGAUUGCUGGAUUUUCAGGAAAAGUGUUGGAAACCGUUAACACUUAGGCUAGUAACUUCAAAUACAAUUAAACACUAUUAUCUUAUUUUUACUCCUUGCGUUUAUAAUCCAAUGCAUUCGUUUCAGAGGCUCGAGAUGUGUCGUUAUGUAGACUAUACGUAGAGUUAUUUGUUGGUGAGCUGAGAAACUUCACUUGGUUUUAUUGCCCUUCACAGAAGAGACCCUAAACGCAUUCUUAUCACCCCCACCCUUCCCCCUAACAAUCUGAAUUACCCGUUAAGAGCCGAGGCACGAUAAUGACCUACAAGUCAUGUAAUGCUAUUUCAUACACGAUGUAAAACAUAGAAAGAAUGUGAAAAAUUCUUGCCCAUGCAAAAACACAAGAACCAACAGAGCACGCGAGUUUUAUGAGCGUGCUGCCAAUACAUAAACAUCUGAUUUGAAUACAACCCACACUGAAUAUGUACAUAGCGUUGACGACAAACAAUACAUUAUCUUACAUAUUACAUUGUACUUUUUAGUGGCAUUCCCAAUAUGCAAAUAUGUGCGUGCGAACUACAUCGUCCUUAUGUGUAAAUGUGUUAUAUAUUUACACACACACGCACACACACAGACAGACAGACAGACAUACACACACCUCACACACAACACACACCACACACACAAACACAGACAGACACACCAUGCUACAUAAGCAGGUAAAACAGAUGUAGAGAUAUCAAUUUACUUAUCCCAUUUAUAAACUUACAUAAAUACUCAAAUGUCAAUUCAGUUACACGAUUAUUCUGGUUCUGGACAGCAGUUUGAUAUUGCCGACAUAUACACGUCACUUAUAUAUUUAUAUUGUCUUGUUUUCUUGCUCAGUAGGCUAUGUCCCACUAACUUAAUGCAUGCAUGCGUUUUCUGGAUGCAUUUUUAGAGCUAUAGCUGGUUAGCUAAAAGCUACAGUUUCCUUGCUCUCAAUUGGUGGAGAAUGGUCAGCUGACAUUGUCAUAUUGUCCCUCUCUAGAGCUAAGCGAUCAGCUAUAACACUCCGGUUUGUGCGUCUUACCGGAGAUUGGAAAUUAAUAAUAUUGAAACCACAAGGACCCGUCUAUUUAUAGAAGCAGCGAAAGGGUAAAAGAAAGGUUUUGCAAAGGCGUGUGAGCAGCCAGCAACAUAUACAUAAUAAGAGAGAGGGAAAGGGGGAGCUACUGAGAGGGGAAAGUGGAGAAGAAAAGACUGAUAAAGAAGUGCGGAGAGUUGAAGAAGAAGGGUUACAUGCAAGGUAUGAAUUCGUAUUUCGCAAACCCGUCGCUCUCCUGCCAUUUAUCCGGUGGUCAAGAUGUUUUGCCAAGCGUGCCACUAAAUUCCACCACUUAUGACACAGUGAGACAUUUUUCGUCGUAUGGGGCUGCUGUGACCCAGAAUCGGAUAUACGCAAAUCCUUUCUAUUCUCCCCAAGACAAUGUUGUUUUUGGGCCGAGCCGGGCAUCCUAUGAGUAUGGAUCUAAUUUGUUUCUUCAAGACAAGGAUGGGGGUCUUGCCAGUUGCAGACAAACAACAAGCAUGGGACUGAAUGCACAAAACCACAUUACUCAGGAGUACAGUUUGGAUCAAGCCAGAGGUGGAUCGCAGGAGCAGAAAGCUAACGUCCAGAUAUACCCGUGGAUGCAGCGAAUGAACUCUCACAGCGGAGUUGGGUAUGGGUCAGACAGACGCAGAGGACGCCAGAUAUACUCCCGUUACCAAACACUGGAACUGGAGAAGGAAUUCCAUUUCAACCGCUAUCUAACCAGACGUAGACGUAUCGAAAUAGCAAACGCUCUCUGUUUGACAGAACGUCAGAUCAAAAUUUGGUUCCAGAACCGUCGUAUGAAAUGGAAGAAAGAGAGCAAUCUAACGUCGACGGUGACGGGAAGUGAAUCGACAGGGGCCUCGGUGGAGAAGGAACGAGACGCCAUGGAAGAGGAGAAAGAUGAGGAAAAGAAAGAGAAAGAAUGAAAUACAUUUUAAACUAAAUCAUGAAACUCCACUAAACUACCUAGCCAUUCAAAGACCACAAACUCCCCUGCAUGAUAUUAUUCUGCUAUUUGUCCCUCUCUCACAAACUCGUAGCCUACGCGCGGGUAAAAACUUGCAAUAUUCUGCAAUUCAGAUCAUUUUUGCCUGAAAAAGCAUAUAGUCAACUGAUAGCGCUUUAUAUCUCGUGGCAUAAUGUCCUUUGUCAUAGUCAUGCUAUUUGUGUUGUGAAAUUAAUUUAUCCCCCAAAUUUCCCCAUUUUAAAAUGGAUCGUUUGGAUCACUUCAGUCAAUUCACAUAGGUCAGUGUUGGGCAUGGUUUACAAACACAAUAGGGCAUAAGCAUUCCAAAUGUGAAGAAAAUGCUAAGGCAUACUUGUUUCGUUUUUGUUCAUGUACUUGAAUCUUUACUUUCCCAUGAAUCCCAUCGCAAUAUGCUUCCUGCAAAUAUCCUGAAAGCUCUCACGGGGUGAACUACACUACCUAAAUUGUAGAUAUGCCUGUAUAUAUUCUAUGUAUGCCCAUAUAUACUCUGUGAGGGCUUUAUGUGCAUUCUGCUGCUUACCAUUGUUUAGCAUAAUAACCGUUUAUGGUUACCCAAGACUACCUAAUAAAACGGGGAAAUAAUAUACGAGAAAUCAAUCACUUUGUUUAAGGUUGUGAAUUUAUGUUUUGUCAUAGUUGUGUAUCAUUGAAUAAAAUGUUU
Messenger RNA from Coregonus clupeaformis (lake whitefish), 3261 nucleotides. RefSeq names its product homeobox protein Hox-C6a-like. Gene Ontology annotation, molecular function: RNA polymerase II cis-regulatory region sequence-specific DNA binding; DNA-binding transcription factor activity, RNA polymerase II-specific. Gene Ontology annotation, cellular component: nucleus. Bases 1816 to 2538 code for a protein of 240 amino acids. The record is from RefSeq and is a predicted model, not a curated record. The transcript has 2 exons. Gene Ontology annotation, biological process: anterior/posterior pattern specification; regulation of transcription by RNA polymerase II. Lineage: Eukaryota; Metazoa; Chordata; Actinopteri; Salmoniformes; Salmonidae.